This is a messenger RNA of Hirsutella rhossiliensis, 5235 nucleotides long. Its product is annotated as amidase domain-containing protein. Gene Ontology annotation, molecular function: metal ion binding; ATP binding; methylcrotonoyl-CoA carboxylase activity. NCBI's taxonomy places the organism in Eukaryota, Fungi, Ascomycota, Sordariomycetes, Hypocreales, Ophiocordycipitaceae. The transcript has 7 exons. Gene Ontology annotation, cellular component: mitochondrion. The coding region runs from base 1 to 5235 and encodes 1744 amino acids. The record is from RefSeq and is a predicted model, not a curated record.
AUGGCUCCCUACCUGCAGUCCAACGACUUUUCUGCACCCGGCGACGUGGUCAGUUGGCAGCCCGAGACACCCCUCACCACCAUAGAAGAUUGGCGGGCUGUCCAGUCAGGUGGUCACGGUGGCCUGGCCAGACUUCUGUCCAUCGCCAAGUCCGAGAGAUCAGCCAAUGCAGAGACUCAUGCUUGGGUGUCGCUGGCCAGUGCAGAACAAAUCCGUGAGCAGUGGGAGUGGUUGGAAUCACAAAGAACCUUAAACGACGCGCUGCCCUUAUUCGGCGUUCCCUUUGCCGUCAAGGACAACAUCGAUGUUCGAGGGUUUCCCACCACAGCAGCCUGUCCGGCUUUCGCGGCCGAGCCUGCGACGUCUGACGCUCCGGUUGUCGCAAAGCUCAGGGCUGCUGGAGCCAUUGUCAUUGGCAAGACAAACAUGGACCAAUUUGCCACAGGCUUGGUGGGCACCAGGUCACCUCACGGUGCCGUGCCCAACGCCUUCGACCCCGCCCGAGUCAGCGGAGGGUCGAGCUCCGGCAGCGGUGUCGUCGUCGCCCGCGGAGUCGUGCCCUUUUCUCUCGGAACAGAUACCGCUGGUUCCGGCCGAGUGCCGGCCGGCUUGAACAACAUCAUCGGACUCAAGCCGACGCGUGGCGCUUUAAGCGCCCGAGGCGUGUUGCCGGCGUGCAGGACCCUCGACUGCGUCUCCAUCUUUGCCCUCACUGUCGAAGACGCCCAGACCGUCUUGUCCGUGGCCGAAGGCUAUGACGGAAAAGACUCGUACUCUCGCUCUCGCCCCUCGCAAGGUCUCCUGCCAGCAGUACCUACCUUUGGGACCGCGAGCCUCGGGUCCAGGCCUCCGUCUUUGGCCAUCUGCAGCCAGCCAGACUGGUACGGCCGAGAUGACCAGGCCCCCGCGUAUGAGGCUGCCCUGUGCAAAGCACGAGCCUUGGGUUGGAGGCUGACGCCCAUCGACUUCUCCGACCUCUUCGCCCUCGCCAAACUGCUAUAUGAGGGGCCGUGGGUCGCCGAGCGGUUCGUCGCCAUCAGGGACUUCAUCGAGCAGGCCUCUGAGAAGGACAUGGACCCGGUCGUGCGGGGAAUCGUGGCCAAGGCGCGCCACUUCUCCGCGGCUGACGCCUUUGCCAGCGAAUAUGCUCGCCAGGACUUGGCCCGCCAAAUUGCCAUGGCCCUCGCUGACUUUGAUGGCCUGCUUGUCCCCACGGCUCCGACCUUCCCCACCAUCGAGCAGGUCCUCGCCGAUCCGGUGCGAGAAAACUCUCUCCUCGGGACCUACACAAACUUUGUCAACUUCCUCGACUGGAGCGCCAUUUCGAUCCCCGCCGGCUUCCGGCGCGAUGGACUGCCCUUCGGCAUCACGCUCAUCUCGAGCACCUGGCAGGAACCCAAGCUGCUGGGGCUGUCCCAGCAGUGGCUCUCGGGGGCGCGCACUCGCAGGCGGCUGGGCGCUACCAAGGCCUUUAGAGAGGCCGACGUCUCCUCAGCUGCCGGCGCCGAGUCGCUUCACACGCCCAUCGCAGUAGUCGGUGCUCACCUGACGGGCUUUCCACUCAACAAAGAUCUCGUGUCGAGGGGCGCUCGCCUGGAUAUUGCGACAAAGACUGCGCCCAUGUAUCGUCUUUAUGAGCUGAGCUCGGGCGAGGCGGGCCCGAAAAAGCCAGGACUGGAGCGCGUCACGUGCCCAGGCCGCGGACAGCAGAUCGCCGUCGAGGUAUGGCAGCUGCCCUGUCAGGCUCUGGCCAGCUUCAUGGCGACAAUCCCGCCGCCGCUAGCCAUAGGCUCCAUCGAGCUGGCCGAUGGCCGUUGGGUCCAUGGGUUUGUCUGCGAGCCCGUCGGCCUGCGAGGCGCCCGGGACAUCACCCAGUUCGGCGGCUGGGAGGCCUACAUGCAGCAUUCGGCGAAGAGACAGGUGUCGAGAGUGCUUAUCGCCAACCGCGGAGAGAUUGCCGCGCGCAUCGUCCGAACUCUCAGGAAGAUGAACAUCGAGGCCGUCUCCAUCUAUACUGACGUGGAUGCCGACACGCCUCACGUUCGCGACGCCGACCUGUCGCUGCGCCUCGAGGGAGAUUCCGUGGCGGAGACGUACCUGAAUGCGUCGCAGGUCAUACGGCUGGCAGAGUCUGCUCGGGUAGACGCUAUCAUUCCUGGCUACGGGUUCCUGGCCGAGAGCGCUGAAUUCGCUCAGGCAGUCGAAGACGCAGGCUUUGUCUGGAUUGGUCCGACGCCAGAACAAAUGUCUGACUUGGGCCUGAAGCAUCGCGCCCGAGAGAUUGCGGCAGCCGCGGGAGUUGCCGUCGUCCCGGGAAGCACUCGGCUUGCCACAUCGCUGUCCGAUGCCUGUGAAGAAGCCGAGCGACUGGGGUUCCCGCUGAUGCUCAAGAGCACCGCUGGAGGAGGAGGCAUCGGCCUUCGGUGCUGCCACGACUCCGAGGCACUGGCCGAUGCUUUCAACGCCGUUCAGCGUCUUGCUGCCGUCAACUUUGGCGAGUCUGGCGUCUUCUUGGAGCGAUACAUUGAAAAUGCCCGUCACAUCGAAGUACAGAUCCUCGGGGACGGUAACGGGCGUGUCCUGGCACUGAGUGAGCGCGACUGCUCCUUGCAGCGAAGGCACCAGAAGGUUGUCGAGGAGUGCCCAGCAUUCGCUGUCCCACUUCAGAUUCGAGCCAGCAUGAGGGCCGCCGCUGUUCGACUUGCCGCGGCUGUCAAAUAUCGCAACGUUGGCACGGUUGAAUUCAUCUACGAUCUUGAUUCUCAAGAAUAUUACCUCCUCGAGGUGAACACACGCCUUCAGGUCGAGCAUCCUGUCACCGAAGCCGUCACGGGCCUUGAUCUCGUCGAAUGCAUGCUUCAAGUUGCUCGGGACGACUGCAACCAACUCUUUAGUGACAAGUCUGAACCCAUAGCCCAACGUGGAGCGUCGAUUGAAGUCAGACUCUAUGCAGAAAGUCCCCUGGAAAACUUCAGGCCCUGCGCGGGAACAAUCACAGACUUGGCAUUCCCCUCGCAUCUCCGAGUGGACACUUGGAUUGAUGUAGGCACGCCAGUAUCGACUCGCUUCGAUCCAUUGCUGGCAAAGAUCAUCGCUACGGGUGGCGAUCGUCUGGAGGCUUUGCGACGACUGGCGGCCGGCUUGAAGGAAACGCGGAUCGGAGCGGGCAACUACACGACCAAGUCCUUGGAUUCCUUUCAACCCCAUGCUCCGUCUUUGCAGGUAGUGGAGGCGGGGGCCAUGACCACGAUCCAGGACUAUCCCGGAAGAACAGGGUUUUGGAGUGUUGGGAUUCCGCCGUCUGGGCCCAUGGAUCACCUGUCAUUUCGAUUGGCAAAUCGCUUGGUCAACAACAGCCCAGACGUCGCGGCUAUAGAGUGGCUGGUGGAAAACGGAUAUCGUGUUUACGUUGCUGUGGCUGGAGGGAUCCAAGUCCCCAAGGUCAUGGGCAGUCGAGCAACAUUUGAGGUGGGGAGCUUGGGAUGGAAGGAUGGCAGCAAACUCCAUCCGGGUGACAUCAUUCCCAUUGGAACCGGUCAGCUGCUCAAGAUUGACUCUGAAAGACUCCCCGCCUGCCCAGCUAUACCCAUUCCCGACCAGCCAAGCGCAACUUGGACGAUUGGAGUCGUGCCAGGCCCUCACGGAGCCCCGGACUACUUCACACAAGACGGGUUGACAACGCUCUUUGCUGGCGAGUGGCGUGUCCACCACAACAGCAACAGACUUGGCGUACGCUUGACAGGACCUCGGCCGCAGUGGGCGCGUCAGACUGGAGGGGAAGCGGGCAUUCAUCCGUCUAAUAUCCACGAUAGUCCUUAUUCGAUUGGGAGCAUCAGCUUCACUGGGGAUGAGGCGGUCGUGCUGACUUGCGACGGGCCCAGCCUCGGCGGCUUCGUUGUUUUCUGCGUCGUCGCUUCGGCGGAGAUGUGGAAAAUGGGCCAGGUUCGUCCGGGAGACACCAUACGGUUGCGUGCCGUGGACACUGCGCUGGCCAAGCGGCUCGAUGAAGAACUCAACAGUGCAAUUCAAAACCUCACAGAGCUUCCGAGGUUGGAAAACCUUGUCCCUGCGAGCGACGAAAACAUCAUCCCUAUCUCACCUAUGGUAGAAGCCAUCCAUUACAGUGACGAUGAGAAAAUCGUGGCUCGCCAGGCUGGAGACCGCGCCAUGAUUCUCGAGUUUGGACAAAGCGAAAUAUUCGACCUCGGUCAAAGCUUCAAGAUACAAGCUUUCUGCCAGCAGCAUGCCAAAACACCCAUCGAAGGCAUCGACGAGGUGACGCCAGGUGUACGCACCAUCCAUCUAAUCCACACCGCCGGGCUGUCUCCUCGGACCAUCAUCGAUCGCCUCUCCCUUCACGUUUCCUCGUAUCAUGUUCCCACUCGAAUUGCUUCACGGACCCUCCAUCUCCCGCUCGCGUUUGACGACUCGGUCUGCCGUGCUGCUGUUGACCGCUACGCAGCGAGCAUUCGAUCAGAGGCGCCGUGGCUGCCCAGCAACGUGACUUUCUUGGAGGAGCUCAACGGUCUGGACGACAUGUCAGCUCUGCUGUACGAUGCGACGUUCCUCGUCUUGGGCCUGGGCGAUGUGUUUCUGGGCUCCCCUUGUGCCGUUCCGCUUGACCCACGCCAUCGUCUGUUUGGAACAAAAUACAACCCUUCGCGGUCCUUUACUCCGCGCCGUUCGCUCGUUGGACGAACGGUGGACAUAUGGGAUCCCAAGUCUGUUCACACGGGCGACACGCUGCCGACGUCCUCGGACCCUUGGUUGUUUAGGCCAUUCGACCGCAUCAAAUUUUAUUGUGUUAAGGAGUCGGAGCUUGAUGCCGCGCCUGCUUCAGAACUCAUCAGAAUCAUCGAGGGGGAAUUGAACCUCGCAGAGUACGAGGCGUGGAUCGAGUCGCAAAAGGAUGAUAUCGCAACAACGGCGGCUCAUCGACAAGAAUCUAUUUCACGCUCCCCGUUCCUGGAAGAACUGCGUCAGCCUUAUCAGCCCAAGGCUGUGAACGGUGCCACUGUAUGUCCUUACGGCGCUUCCGAUCUUGAACUUGGUUCCGGGGGCGAAAAGGUCAAGGCCAUGAUGCCGGGACGGUGUUAUAACUUUGUGGUGAAGGAGCAAAGCAUCGUCAAGAAAGGCGAGAUUUUGAUGUGGAUCGAGUCGAGCAAGAUGGAGAUUGAAAUUCGUAGCCCCGUUAGCGGCAUUUGCAAAAGCUUUGGUGAUGAAUCUUCGGGGUAG